Messenger RNA from Drosophila willistoni, 351 nucleotides. Its product is annotated as protein new-glue 1. The record is from RefSeq and is a predicted model, not a curated record. The transcript has a single exon. The coding region runs from base 1 to 351 and encodes 116 amino acids. NCBI's taxonomy places the organism in Eukaryota, Metazoa, Arthropoda, Insecta, Diptera, Drosophilidae.
AUGCGUUUCCUUGGUGUCCUAGUCCUAGCGUGCUCGCUGGUUGCUGUUGCUUAUGCCGCCUCGAGUUCUUCGAGUUCUUCGAGUACUUCGACUGGUACGGCUACAACAACAACCACAACAACAACGACAACAACAACAACAACAACCACGGAAGCAACAACAACGACAACUACGGAGGCAACGACAACAACCACAUCGUCAUCAGCAUCCUCAUCCUCAUCCAAGAAGAAGGUUAAAAGGCAUUUCAAAAGAGUAAAGAAGGAAAAGAAAAAUUCAAAGAGCAGUUCCAAGAAGAAGAACAAGAACAAGAAGAAGAAGAAGACGGUCACCCGUCACCGUCGAUCGGGAUAA